Molecule: messenger RNA, 837 nt
Organism: Macrosiphum euphorbiae (potato aphid)
Lineage: Eukaryota; Metazoa; Arthropoda; Insecta; Hemiptera; Aphididae
Source: the annotation of a GenBank genome assembly
AUGAAGCACUUUUCUAGAUUGGAAUUGGAACACAAAUAUGGCAUCUACCUUAAAAGAUGGGGCGACUGGAGUGAUUGGUCGGCGUGCAACGUGUCGUGUGACACCGGCCUGCAGUAUCGGCACCGACGUUGUCUGAAGUGCGGGCAAGGGCACAACAAGGAAAUGCGAAAGUGCAACGAUUUUCCAUGCGACGGUGUCAUGGAACUGGUUGCGCCGGGUGACCGCGUGCGCACCGUCGGUGGCAAGCUAAACGGUAGCGAAAAUGGGUUCAGUCUUCUCGACACAGUUGGCUUCUCGAACACGUUUUCACUGUUGAUCACGCUGAGAGUACAACCAAAAGUGGACUUUGGUACUGUCUUCCGUUUAUCUUCAUCGACAGAACCAUUGAAAGUCAUCACUCUAGAAGUCAGUGGUCCAGAUCUAUUACGAGUAUCUGUAAACACGAGGCAGUCGAAUAGAUCAGUGCUGAUCGCUGCGGUUUUAGCCGAUGGAAUUACUCAUCAGCUAGGAUUGGGAUUUCAAGAAGAUGAAAUCAUAGCGUAUUUGGAUUGUAGAUGGGUUACGACUGAGACGCUUAUGCAAAAUUCGUAUGCCUCAUCUCCAGAAUAUUAUGACAUGGACGUCUUCGAGGAAUCGUUAACGGCGGACUUGGUGCAAAUGAUCGUCGUUCCGGACCCAACAGCCGUUUCAGACCAGUGCACCGUGUUUCGGAUAGCCGUGUUGGACACGGAGAUUGUCAAAACCAAAAUAAGGGAUAAGUCUCAACGUGGCACCAAUGGAAUUAUUAACGGUGAACAUGAAACCAAAAGAACUAUUUCCAAACACUCGGGUAAGUGA